Dothidotthia symphoricarpi CBS 119687 is the source of this 429-nucleotide messenger RNA. RefSeq lists its product as uncharacterized. The record is from RefSeq and is a predicted model, not a curated record. Lineage: Eukaryota; Fungi; Ascomycota; Dothideomycetes; Pleosporales; Dothidotthiaceae. The annotation marks the transcript as partial. The transcript has a single exon.
UCCACAUACGACCAUAGGACGUUGAAAACAAGGCUUCCCGUUCGCUCAGCCCUAUUUAAGCAACGUACCGGCGGACUAGUAGUUAGGUGGGUGACCACUAGCGAAUCCCCGCUGUUGUAUGUAUAUCUUUUUGGUGUUAUACCUCAAUUUUUGCCCGCGUGGGCGACCAAGGCGCUAGGGCCGAUGGGGCCUAGCAUUGUAUCCUCGCUGUUGUGCGUUUUUGCCUCCAUGUUGCACUCACCCACUUUCUUGUUUUGCUCUCACACCCGGCGUUAUGCAGCAAAAGUAGUCUUUCUUUAUGCCCUCGUUCACCCAUCAGUUGGAGGUUAUUGCCAUCCUAUCGAUCUGCCGAGGGGUCCUAGCGUUGAAGGAUUGUUACGGGAAGUGAAGUCAGAAGGAAAGCAGGUAUUAGGAGUGAUUGUGCUGUAG